AGUUUUAGACUCUGGCCAACUUGUCUGUCCAAUGGCGUCAAAGUUCCUAACCUCAAACCGCCCAUUUUCUUGAAACGUUGAUAAUCUCAUCGAGGAAGGGCGUGUUGAAAUACCAUAAUGGGUCGUCGGCCAGCGAGAUGUUAUCGGUACUGUAAGAACAAGCCGUACCCAAAAUCACGGUUUUGCCGUGGUGUGCCAGACCCUAAAAUCAGGAUCUUCGACUUGGGAAAGAAAAAGGCCUUUGUUGAUGAAUUUCCUCUCUGUGUACAUUUAGUAUCUUUUGAACAUGAGCAGCUUUCAUCAGAAGCUUUAGAAGCAGCUCGUAUCUGCUGCAACAAAUACCUGGUCAAGAACUGCGGUAAAGAUCAGUUCCACAUCCGAGUCCGAUUGCAUCCUUUCCAUGUUAUCAGAAUCAAUAAAAUGUUAUCGUGUGCUGGAGCUGAUAGGCUCCAAACUGGAAUGAGAGGUGCUUUUGGUAAGCCCCAAGGAACCGUUGCCCGUGUUCGCAUCGGACAAGUCAUCAUGAGUGUCCGUUCGAUCGACCGGUACAAGCCACAGUUAGUUGAAGCUCUGCGUCGAUCCAAGUACAAGUUCCCUGGUCGUCAGAAGGUCUACAUCAGUAAGAAGCAUGGAUUCACCAAGUACGAUCGCCCAGAGUAUGACGAGCUAAAAACCAACAACAAGCUGGAACCAGAUGGCGUGACAGUCAAAUUCCGCCGUGAUCAUGGACCGCUAGCCAAGUGGAAGAAACUCCAAACUGAGCUCCACAACAUCGCUAAUUCUUAAGUUGUUUGACUGUGUUUUAUUUUUUAUAUUUCAAUAAAAUGUGGACAAAAGUUC
Messenger RNA from Bemisia tabaci, 840 nucleotides. RefSeq names its product ribosomal protein L10 (gene RpL10). The record is from RefSeq and is a predicted model, not a curated record. Lineage: Eukaryota; Metazoa; Arthropoda; Insecta; Hemiptera; Aleyrodidae. Gene Ontology annotation, biological process: translation. Gene Ontology annotation, cellular component: ribosome. Gene Ontology annotation, molecular function: structural constituent of ribosome.